AUGUCUGGCAAUAACUCAGCUCCCUCUCUUCCACCUGAGGUCCUGAACCAUAAUGAAGGGCCCUCUCUCAUCAUACCAUUGCUUUGGGCUACUGCUGGAGUCGCAAUAGCCUCGGUGACAUACGGCGGUGUUGGGAAACCAUUGGCCGUCAACAUGAUGCAAGACCCAAACCGCCUCGGAAGAGCUCAGCUAUGUCUAGUUUUGACCGAAUUCGUCUACGGCACCGUCCUCUGCACCAUAAAAGUCGGCAUCCUCCUAAUGUACUACCGAAUCUUCCCAACAAAAUCCAUGCGCUUUGGCGGUUACAUCCUUGGCGGAAUGACAUUCUCGUGGUGGAUAGGCAUCAUUUUUGCAUCCAUCUUCCAAUGCUCGCCGGUCGACAAAGCCUGGAAGCCAUUCAUGAAGGGAGGUACUUGCCUGGAUAAGAAUCGCUUCUUCAUUGGUAACUCGAUCCCGAAUAUUGUGAUGGACGCUAUGAUUAUCGCGUUGCCUGUUUUUGAGGUGUCAAAGGUCCAGGUGCCGAGAUCUCAGAAGAUUGCUAUCGCGGGGAUAUUUUUACUGGGUGGAUUGAUCGUCAUUAUCAGCUGUAUCCGAUUGAAGUACAUUGUGGCCCUCCUCCAAGCCGGGCAAGAAGCAGACUUCACGAAGCUCAUCUCAACACCCUGGAUAUGGACAGUAAUCGAACCGUCCGUCGGCCUCCUCUGCGCCUGUCUGCCCACAAUGCAACCGCUAUUAUACGUCCUCUUCGGCCGCUUUAUCACCAAGACUACACAAGAUCGAAGUAAAGAAGGAAUCAUCACCAUUGGAGGCAGCGGCCAAAAGUCAGCAGACAGACAGAAAGGCCCUGUUAAGGAUGGACCGUUUCGCAGACUGCAUGAUAACGACUCAGCUGAAGAGCCUGUUCUGUGGCCAGAGACGUAUCAUAAUCAGCAUAAUACGACAGUAGAACACUCGAAAGGGGUGGCGGUAGAUGAGAUUCCGCUGGGGACGAUUGCGGUGAAGAAGGAUAUACAUUGGGAAGAGUCGUAG
Molecule: messenger RNA, 1029 nt
Organism: Fusarium subglutinans
Lineage: Eukaryota; Fungi; Ascomycota; Sordariomycetes; Hypocreales; Nectriaceae
Exons: 6
Coding region: 1-1029 (342 amino acids)
Source: RefSeq, a predicted model, not a curated record